Molecule: messenger RNA, 2915 nt
Organism: Amphiprion ocellaris (clown anemonefish)
Lineage: Eukaryota; Metazoa; Chordata; Actinopteri; Pomacentridae
Product: interferon-induced GTP-binding protein Mx-like
Exons: 12
Coding region: 81-2117 (678 amino acids)
Biological process (GO): defense response to virus
Cellular component (GO): membrane; microtubule; nucleus
Molecular function (GO): microtubule binding; GTPase activity; GTP binding
Source: RefSeq, a predicted model, not a curated record
CACAAGAAGCAGGAAAAAAGAAACGAAACUUAAAACUGGACUUUCCGUUUCUCCUGCAGGGAUUCACUCACAUCACUUUCAUGAGCUUCAGUCACUGUGGACUGCAAAGAGCUGCUGGUCACAGACUAAACUCUCUGACCAAAUUCUUUUUUAGCAGUUAUUUCUUUUCAGCAGACACCAUGAACACUCUGAACCAGCAGUAUGAGGAGAAGGUUCGUCCCUGCAUCGACCUCAUCGACUCUCUCCGCUCUCUGGGUGUAGAGAAGGACUUGGCGCUGCCUGCUAUCGCCGUAAUCGGAGACCAAAGCUCGGGGAAGAGCUCCGUGCUGGAGGCGCUGUCGGGGGUGGCUCUGCCCAGAGGAAGCGGCAUUGUGACACGAUGUCCUCUGGAACUGAAGAUGAAGCGGAAGGAGGUAGGAGAGAAGUGGUUCGGAAAGAUAAGCUACAGGAAUUGUGUGGAAGAGAUAAAAAAGCCCGCGAAUGUGGAGGAAAAGAUUCGAGAAGCUCAAGAUAAAAUGGCCGGGGUCGGGGUGGGGAUCAGUGAUGAACUCAUCAGUCUGGAGAUCGCCUCCCCUGAUGUUCCAGAUCUGACGCUCAUUGACCUGCCCGGCAUCGCCAGGGUAGCCAUGAAGGGACAACCAGAGGACAUUGGUGAUCAGAUAAAGUCACUGAUCCAGAAAUUCAUCAAAAAACAAGAGACCAUCAGCUUGGUGGUUGUUCCAUGCAAUGUGGACAUAGCAACCACAGAGGCUUUGAAGAUGGCGCAGCAGGUGGAUCGUGAUGGAGAGAGGACUCUGGGUAUCUUGACCAAGCCCGACCUGGUGGACAAAGGCACAGAGGAGACCGUGAUCGAAAUUGUCCAUAAUGAGGCCAUUCACCUGAAGAAGGGCUACAUGAUCGUCAAGUGCCGGGGUCAGAUGGAGAUCUCAGAGAAGGUUUCUCUAACUAAAGCAAUAGAACGAGAAAAAGCUUUCUUCAAGGAUCAUGCAUAUUUCCAGAUUCUCUAUGAUGAAGGCCAUGCCACUGUCCCCAAACUGGCAGAAAAACUCACCCUUGAACUGGUACAUCACAUCCAGAAAUCUCUGCCUCGACUGGAAGACCAAAUAAAGAAGAAACUAAAACAGACACAGGUGACGCUGACCAGAUAUGGCAAUGGACCCCCAUCGGAUGCAACAGAGAGGCUUGGUUUCCUCAUUGAUAGAGUGACGACAUUUACACAGGAUGCUAUUAAUCUCAUCAAAGGAGAGCAGCUUAAAUGUGGAAUCACGUCCAGUACCUUCUACAUACUCAGAUAUCAGUUUGCAGAAUGGAAGACAACAGUAGAGGAAUCUGCAACAACAUUCAGCACUAAUAUUGAGAAACAGGUGGCUCAGUAUGAGCGAAAGUACCGCGGAAGAGAACUACCGGGCUUCGUCAACUACAAGACCUUUGAAACCAUUGUCCAGGAGCAUAUCAAACAACUGGAAGAGCCUGCCAUCCUGAAACUCAAGGAGGUGUCAGAAAUUGUGAAGAAAGAGCUGUCUGAGUUGGCAGAGCAAAGCUUGGUUGGUUUUCCUAACCUCAUCAAAAUGGCUAAGAUGAAGAUUGAAUCCAGCAUAAAUGAGAAAGAAGCUGUGGCAGAGUCCAUGCUGAGGACUCAGUUUCAGAUGGAGAUGAUCAUUUACACUCAGGACACCACCUACAGCAAGAAGUUGGGGAAGCGUAAAAGGGUAGAAGAGCAGAAUAACGCGCAGAAGAAAUCUACACAUCACUUGGGAUUCGGCCUCGUAAUUGUUAACAAUGACGACAGUGGGGCCUCCCUGAAAGAGAUGAUGAAUCACCUUAAAUCCUAUUUUCAAAUUGCUGGCCGACGUCUGGCCGACCAGAUCCCUCUGGUGAUCCGCUACCAGAUCCUGCAGGAGUCUGCCACCCAGCUGCAGAGGGAGAUGCUGCAGAUGCCUCAGGACAAGGAGAAAAUGGAGUCUCUGCUUCAAGAGGACUGUGGCAUAAAAGCAAAGAGAACCCACCUUGAGAAUCGCCUUCAGCGCCUGACAAAGGCUCGCAUUCUGCUGACUGAAUUUAGCAUGAACAUAUUCAACUUCAGCACCACACAAAUGCAAAUGCAGUGCCAAGCUUAAAAGCAGAUUUCUAACAUUUAAGAAGUUAGAUUGUUUUGUUAUAGUAUUAUGCAUCGACUAAGAGACAAACUUGUGGCAACAUCACAGUCCUUUAAACUUUUCCUUCAGUGGCGAUUCAAAGACAUGUUUCAUAAUUAUUUCCAGACUGUUACUCCACUUUCAUUUCUCAGCUGUUUUUUUUUUUUUUUUUUUUUUUUUUACUAUGUUUUGCUUAUGAUGUUGAAACAACAAUACUUUUAUGUUUUUUCCACAGCCAGCUGAUGGGGUUAGCAUUCGUUCCUCACUCUACUUAUUCACACACGUUAAAAGGCUUCUGUGCUGAAAACACUGAAGGGAAAUGAAUGUUUGUGCAUGACACUGUGUCUGGCUUCUAAAGGAUUUUCCUUUACUCUGAAGUUACCUGACAGCACAACAUAGCAUGUAAAAAGUGGCAAAAUGCAGAGAAAAAUAUCAUUUAGCUCCUGAUGAAGAGACUGAUUUUUUUUGUAAGUUGUCAUAUCUGUACAGUUAACUGAAAAUGGGGGUCUGAAAAUCUGCCAAAUGCCAGAAAUGUUUUUUCUUUUUUUGUGUAUAAGAAACUCUUAUGGCAGAAAACAUAUAGCGCUAAAAAAAAAAACAUAAACAGUCCAUUGUUGUUUGUUUUUUUGUUUGUUUGUUUAGUGCAAGACAAAUAGUAUCUCAUGCACUCCAGAAACUUUUUGUUUGUACAUGCACUCUUUGUGUUGCAUGAAACAGGUGGCCUGUUCACCUUCAGUUCUAAUAAAUAAAUACUUCAAAUACAAUAAAACAUAAAUAAGA